This is a messenger RNA of Pantherophis guttatus, 3803 nucleotides long. It is a transcript of the gene AMIGO3, whose product is annotated as adhesion molecule with Ig like domain 3. Gene Ontology annotation, cellular component: membrane. Lineage: Eukaryota; Metazoa; Chordata; Lepidosauria; Squamata; Colubridae. The record is from RefSeq and is a predicted model, not a curated record. Gene Ontology annotation, molecular function: protein binding. Gene Ontology annotation, biological process: brain development.
UCCCUGUCAGUAUUCACGGGCUGCUUGUAAAUAGCAGGAGGAGGGAAGUGUUUGCAUACAUAGAGCUUGGCUGAAAGAUUCAAGUAGCAGGAAGGAGUGAUGCUGCUCAAUAUAAACCAGAGAAUAUGGAAACGGGGUAAGAGCUGCUUUUUUGGCAUUUUCAUUUGGGAUUGCAGAAGGGAAGGGAAAGGCUUCUACCUGAAUCUCAUUAACGAUGGAGCUAUACAGGAGUUGCCUAACCAGAGGAUGCCGAUUCAUUAAUGGAAACUUUGACUCCAAGGACAGCAGACAGAAAUGGCUCUGACUUUAUAAAGUUGCAAUAAAGUUAUCAAAAUUGCAGUUUCAAAUGGAUGUAAAGAUAAGUUAUCUGUGGAAGAAACAGCUUGGAGGCACAUCCUUAAAUCUUCUCAAAGAUCCUAAAGUAGAAUUCAAAGAGAUUGGGCUCAAGGGCAUAUUUAUUUUUACCUUUACAGAUGCACUGUGCCACUGAAAUUAUUUGGGGCAAAAACUGAACACAGAGGCUUGCUAAACUGGUACCAAGCCUUAACAUGGCAUGCUGAACAAUAGUUGCAUGACUUUGUCAUUUGGAUGUUGUUGUUUUUCUGCAAUGUACACAAACAGUUUUAGAAGACUUUUUAAGUCUCUAAAAGGAGCCCGUCCGAUUUCAGCAAUCCUUUCAACUGUCAGCUGUUCACAUUACAACCAUUUCAUGAAAGACCAUGCUUGAUGUGAAUUCUAUUUUGGUGGUCUGGACUGAUCUUGGUGGCAGAAAAGAGUGAAUUCCAUCAUUUCACAAUGAGUCUGCUGACAUUAACUCUAUUUAUCCUGGUGAAGCUGUUGGUACUGUUUGGCCUGGGUGUUCAACUUAGCAUUUUAAGCAAUGCUUCCACUUUCACAAGAUGCCCUGAAGUCUGCAUCUGUACUGCUGAUCUCCUGAGCUGUACCAGGAAAAACCUUCGGCAUGUCCCUGUUACACUGCCUCCUACAGCUAUCACCUUGGAUCUCAGCCACAAUGCUAUUGUUCGUCUUCAUGAUUAUUGCCUGACCACUUUACCACAUCUUGAAACCUUUAGGAUUAGCCACAACAAAAUAAAAAACAUCACUCAACAUGUGUUUCGCAAUGCUACCUACCUUCUGUAUCUGGAUAUGUCCUCCAACCAUCUGCAUACUGUGGAAAAAUACUACUUUGAAGACCUUGUGAACUUAAAAGAGCUUCUCCUUUACAAUAACAAGAUAGUGCAAGUAGAUGAAAAAGCUUUCAUGACAUUAAUCAAUUUGCAAAAGAUCUAUCUAAGUUGGAAUAGGCUAACAAAAUUUCCAUUUGAGUCUAUUCAAAAACUUGAACACCCUUAUCUAAGGACGCUUGAUCUUUCUGCCAACAACCUAAGCAGCAUUCCUAUUCAAGUCAUAGCAACUUUGCCUACGUACAUUAAAAAUGGCUUAUAUUUUCACAACAACCCUGUGAAUUGUGACUGCUCUCUCCAGGAGAUGCUCCAGGAAUGGAAACAUCGCGGUUACAGUUCUGUGCGGGAUUUCAUAGAGGAGCAUACUUGUAAAGCCUACCCCAAUAUGCUCUCCUUAAUUAAGACCUUCAAUUACAAUGAAUAUUUUAAAAUUUGUUCUUGGAACCAAAGGAAAUUUGACAUUCCAGAAGUGCUGUGCAGAGUGGGAGAAUCCUUGGUAAUAGACUGUAACACAAGCCUCCAUGAAGACAACACCACUACGUACAGGUGGAUCUCCCCACGCCAUGAAUUAUUCAUGUAUCCCGAGCACAGCGAUCAGACACAUCAACCUUUAAAAAAUGGAAGCUUAAAGAUCAUAAAUGCCAACCGGUCGUACUCGGGUGUUUAUGAGUGCAUAGCAAUCAGUGAUCUCCAGAAGAUCAAUGAAACAUAUGAAGUUAAUGUGACAGUCCACUACUCCAAAUUAGUGGAAUCUUUCAGUACUAGCCUCACAACCCUCCUAGGGUGUAUUGUAAGCUUGGUAUUAGUGCUGAUGUACCUGUACCUUACACCAUGUUGUUGUUCUAAGUGCUGCAGGAAGCCUACAAGUCCCCCUCAGGACUGCAGUGCCCAAUCCUCUAUUCUUAGUACAACUCCAUCAGUCACAGAUGUAACAAAUCGCAAGAUCAGUGCAAACAAGCAUGUUGUUUUUCUAGAGCCUAUCAAGGAGAAUCAGAAUGGCAAGGUCAAGCUGGCUGUCACUGAAGACUUUGAUGUGAACCCCCCCAAGCUCCUGAGACUUAAACUGGACUCAGAAUCAAUCGGUACAGCUUUUUCUAAUCCCGUCAUGUCACCAGCAGAUGCAUAGCAAACCAACUGCAGAAAGCCUUUCUUAGUAGAUGGUUGUGAUUGGGAGGGGGGGGACCCUGUUUCCAUCCUGGGAGGAAGAGAGAAGACAAGAUAGAUUCAUGAAGGAUUUCCUCACCACAAUCUAUAGAGGAUUUUUUAAAAUGUUCUUUGGAUGGAGGAUGAUGAAUCUUACAUCUUAAGUUAUCUCCCCCACUAAUUCCUGUCCAAUUGCUCCAGUUCUCUUAGGCAUGGAAAUGAAAAGCAACUCCUUUUGAGCAAAGAAAGGAAUAAUUGUUCUCUGCACAUCCCAAAUGAUUGCCGCAUGCUUCGUUCUCAAGAUAAUAGAAGGUUCUAGAAGGUUAUCUUCUCCCCUUAGAAAACUGCUGUGGAAUAUAAACUUGUGUUGUGGCUUUGACUUUUAGAGAACAAAGUUUUUACUAUAUAACAAGGCUGUUUUCAUCUUUGCAGAAGACCCAAGUGCCUCAUAUAACCACAUUGAGACCCUUUCUUACUUGCUCCGAAAUUGCUCUACCUAGCCACUGCUUCAAACAUUGAACAUUUGUGAAAAUAGAUUCCUGAAUCCACUCUUUCUACCAUCUGCACUGCUUAAAAGAAGUUAGCAUAAAAACAAACUGAAGCAAUGUUCCCUUUAGAAAGGAAACAAGCACUGCCCCAGAUGACCAUACUUGGAUAUGUGCAGUUAGCCCAUAGUGAAUCUUAUGUAUAUUCCUGGCUACAGAACCCUGCAUGAAUAACAAUUUAUGCCUGGGAAAUACCUGAACUUGGGCUGUCUUGAACCUCUACAGGAAAGCCUUUUCAGUGCUGUGGUUUCUAAGGACACUUUAUCUGAGCCUUCAAGAAUCAAGCUUGAAAUAUACAGAGAACCACCAUCAAAACUGCUUUCAAUCAACACACAGUCUUUGCAAGGGGAAUAAACUUACAUCAGGCCCUAUUGCAUGGGUUUCUGCAGGGAAAGCAAGAGAGGGGCAAAUGAUAACAUAUGUGAGGGGUCCUCUAGGAGCUGAAUUGGGUUUUUUUUGCAGAUGCUUCAUUAUUCAAACUAGGUAACAUCAUCAGUGCUAAUAAGGAAUGGGAUUUUCUCUUCAGUUUAUAUUUAUAGUGGCUCUCCCUGUCAGGGUUGAUGGGAGUGGUCUUAGUGGUUCUUUGGUUGGGCUGUUUGCUUGUUUGGCAGUUCCUUAAUUUGGGCAUUGUUUACUUAUUAGUCUGAUGUUAACCUUGAUGUUAAUCUACGCUCCUCUGGAUGUUGAUUGCUGGUGGGAAGGAAUUUUGGUCUUUUUCUUCCCUUUUUGGCUUGUUCACUCUCUCUUUUGCACAGUAUAUAAAUGUUGUUUAUAUCUAUGUGAUUAUUCAUGGCUAAUUUGUCAGAGUGCCCGGCUUACAGAAAUUCUGUACCAUUUUUGGACUUGGCUUGGUCUAGGAUAAUCAGUUUUCCAGUUGAAACUAUGGUUAAGUCUGUCCGUGUGUUGUGAAAUUAAAGAUUUUUCAAUAUGU